CACUUUGUUUUGCAAUCACCCAAGACCAAAAGGGCUUUUCUCGCCAUUCUGGAGAAUGGAGAACCUGUAAAGCAACAUGAAAUUCUGUGACUAGUAACAUUUAAAGGGCAAAACUUAAAACACAAGUGUGAUGGCAAUGAUAGAAGAUGCAAACAUGUCAUCUGGGGAGGUAGUUGUGGUGAAGCCUGAUGAAAGAAACAUAGAAGAUCUGAAUAAAACCCAGGUCAUCAUCCAGCUCCAGUCCAAUACUGCACGAGAAGAAUUUGAUGAAACAGUAAUGUCAGGCAUGGGAGCUGAAGAACAUCCAGAAGAGACUGAGGGAGGUGAUGUUGAAAUUGGCUGUCCAAUAACAUGCGGUGACAGAAAAGCAACAUUACUAGUGAAGAAAUUUCUGUGCCCGGGAAUCAAUGUAAAAUGUGUGAAGUAUGACAAUCAGCUGAUCAGUCCCAAGCAGUUUGUACAUAUUUCCGGAAAGGCCACCCUGAAAGACUGGAAACGAGCAAUCCGAAUGGGUGGAGUCAUGCUAAGAAAGAUAAUGGAUUCAGGACAGCUUGACUUCUAUCAACACACAACAUUGUGUACAAACACUUGCCGUAGCACCAAGUUUGACCUGUUAAUCAACAACACACGGUUCCCACCAGACAGCAGUGGACUCUCAUCUUUGUCUUUUCAAGGUCAGGAAUCUUUUGGUCAUGGCAAGACAGUAGGAGACAAUACAACAGAGAGACCAAAAGAAAAGACGGACUGGAGCUCAAGGUCUCCUAAAUCAGUAAACAAGGAAUCUCAUGAUAUAUCAGCGGAUACGCUAAAUUUCUGGAAAGGAAUUGCUGAUGUGGGUUUGCUGGGUGAAGUAGUAACCAAAAUCAGUACUGAGCUCCUGGAUCUGAUGAAAAGCUUGCAUUUACUGAAGGAAUCCGUUGUAUUGCAGAACACAGAAGUUGCAGUGCUAAGUAACCUUGGCCAGGUGUUUGGACUGCUCAACUCUGUCAAGAAGAUGCUGAUAAAGAGGAGGCAGCAAACUGAUCCCAGCCAGGAGCAAAUACUUAGCAUUCUUUGCAAAUUAGAGUUGCAGUUGGCAGAACAGCGAAAGCAGCAACAGAUUCAAGCUCUCCUGUCAUGUCCACACCCAGCCAAAACUAUUACUACCGUCAAACGGCAGACAAAGCGACCUCGGUUGCAGAGGCCUGUUAAGACUAAUACACUCCUGAUCUCCAGCGUUAACCAUCAGCCUUCCCUGACACCUCAACUGUUCACCAUUAUGUCCCCAAUCUCAUUGUCCUCCUUUGGUCAGCCAUUUCCUGUGGCAAGCCUGCCAAUCACGUCCCUAGCCCAGUCAUCAAACUCUGUCUCUCUGCUCCCCACCGGCUCACAGCUCUUCACACGAUACAUAGUGACCGAAGAUGGAAAAGCUGACAGCAUUACCUUGCACACAUCUUCCAACCUCACAUUGGUGAAUACUACUCCCAUGCAUGACUCAAGCCAGUUUGGUUCAAUGAUAAAACCUGUAGAACUGUUAAACCUUAGCCAGCCAGAUGUGUCUGCAGAAGGAGGACCCAUACAGGCACAAGUGCUGGAUGGCGCCAUGUUGGUACAACAGGAGUCAAUGCAGAGAGAGGUAGAAGUCAGCCAAGAUCACACAGUCAUCGAGAUCAACCCACAUUCAGUCGAAUGUGUUGGAGUCAUGGUACAACACCAGACUGGCGAGACAGCUAGACAGGCAGGUAUGGUUGAGCAGAGGAUGGAGGUCACUUUUACAAAAGAGCAUGAGGCACAGGAAUGUCAAGUACAGGAGCUGGCGGUCCGUGCCAAUGGACAUGUACCUGCUGUACAGAUUGCUGUGCUAAAAGACAAUGUUCAGGAAGAAAAAUAACCCAGUUAACUCAGACCCACUUAUCCAUCACUGUUAGGUUUGGAAAAACUGGAUAACCAUUGAAGAACUUAAAUAUUUUAGCUGAAUUUAAAUCAACUAAAAAUGUAUUCAUUAUACUUUUUUUCAGCUAUUGUCGCACAUGCUUCUCACGACUUCACAUUUGACUUCUUAUCCAAGAAAUAAAGGACUUACUUCUUCAUCUAUAUUUUUUUCCGUUUUAUAUUUUGCCCUGCAGUUUUUAUCCUUAAAUUAUGCCUUUCAUACAUUAUCAAGAAAUCAAUGAAGUUAGUAGCACUAAUUGAAGUGGGAAGGAGCAUCAUGAAAUAUACAAUGUGUCUGAGGUGCCUUAAUAGGUUAAACCAGACAAAUGCAACCCCAAAGACAUUCCCUUCUCAUUUAUCUUCCAUACACAUUCAUACACACACUUGUACAGUAUAGUCAUCGUAGGUGCAUGUCCACUGUGAGAGAGAGAGAGAGAUAAUCUAAAAAGAAAAAUCCAGAAAUUACAAUAAAUGAUCACCCAACGCCAAAGGUAAUAGGAAAAUACUUUUUAUUAUUAUUUACAUAAUGUAUUUUGCUUAUUUUUGGAAGUGUGUCUGUGGGGACAGUGUGUUUCCAUGUGGCUUGGAACAGAUUAGGCGAUUGACAUGUAAAAUGCACUUCUACUGACAAAAAAUUAACGUUAUGAAAUGACUUCUGGAACAGAUAUGUUUCGUAAGUAGAGGU
Molecule: messenger RNA, 2596 nt
Organism: Syngnathoides biaculeatus (alligator pipefish)
Lineage: Eukaryota; Metazoa; Chordata; Actinopteri; Syngnathiformes; Syngnathidae
Gene: gmeb1
Product: glucocorticoid modulatory element binding protein 1
Exons: 10
Coding region: 131-1870 (579 amino acids)
Biological process (GO): positive regulation of transcription by RNA polymerase II
Cellular component (GO): nucleus
Molecular function (GO): DNA-binding transcription activator activity, RNA polymerase II-specific; RNA polymerase II cis-regulatory region sequence-specific DNA binding
Source: RefSeq, a predicted model, not a curated record